AUGGCCGACUGCAGCCUUAGGUCCCGUGACGAGGUCAGUGUUUCCCAACCAGAAACAGAUGGGAAGCGUGCGGCCAGGAGGUCGUUGCAGUGCGGCGUUUGUAACAAGGCCUUCAAGCGCAGGUCGCAUCUGCGAACACACAUGUUCGCUCACGCACGCGAAAAACGGUACGCCUGCAACGUGUGCGGUAGGAAAUACGCGCAAAAGAGGAAUCUGGUGAUCCACAAUCGCACGCACACGGGAGAGAGGCCCUUCGAAUGCUCGUCGUGCCCGGCCACAUUCACCAGCAGUGAGAGUCGGAAGAGGCACAUGUUGACCCACACCGGCGAAAGACCGCACGAAUGCAACGUCUGCGGAAGGAGAUUCGCCAGGAAAUCACACCUCGCUUCCCACGGACUGACUCAUUCGGGGAAGAAGACGGUCGCCUGCCACGUGUGCGGACAAAAUUUUUCCCGGAGAGACUACCUUCAGCGCCACGCCCGUACGCACACUGACGAGAAGCCCUACGUCUGCCACCUGUGUCCCGCUACGGAUCCAGCCAUGGCCAAAGCCGAGAUAUGGACGUCUCAACAAGCAUCGAGCCCUGUCCAAGGAUCUGCAAGGAAAAUCUGCGAGAAUAGGAGUCAAGACUCCGCCACACUAAGAGCAGACAAACGGAGUCCAGCUGUGACCAGAGCCAAGAGACAGACUUGUGAACCAGCCCAAUCCAGCUCUGUCCGAGAUUCUCCAGGAACAAGCGCCAUGAGUAGGAGGCAAGGCUCAGCCGCAUUGGCAGCGGACAAAGGUGGCGAGAAGCCGUACGCCUGCCACCUCUGUCCCGCUACGUUCGCACACUCGAGCACGCUAAAAGGGCACGUCGCAAGCCACACCGGCGAGCGACCUCACAAGUGCGACGUAUGCGGGCAGAGUUUCGGAUUUAGGUGCAGCCUUUCCAAACAUAUGAACGUUCACUCGGGUUCAAAGAAAUUUAACUGGAUCCAGCCAUGGCCAAAGCCGAGAUAUGGACGUCUCAACAAGCAUCGAGCCCUGUCCAAGGAUCUGCAAGGAAAAUCUGCGAGAAUAGGAGUCAAGACUCCGCCACACUAA
This is a messenger RNA of Rhipicephalus sanguineus (brown dog tick), 1086 nucleotides long. RefSeq names its product zinc finger protein 436-like. NCBI's taxonomy places the organism in Eukaryota, Metazoa, Arthropoda, Arachnida, Ixodida, Ixodidae. The transcript is spliced from 6 exons. Bases 1 to 1086 code for a protein of 361 amino acids. The record is from RefSeq and is a predicted model, not a curated record. Gene Ontology annotation, cellular component: nucleus.